AAGAAGGAACACCUCCCCUUUUUUAUUUUCGAAAGCAACUUGAAAAAAAUAUAUAUAUAACAAAACAGCAGUCCAACCCAACCCCCCCGAGGCCGACUUCUUGCCACUGUCAGCGUGCGGUAUGGCUUCCAACAGCAUCUUCGACUCCUUCCCCAACUAUACGCCGACCUUCAUCCGAGACCCGAGCACCAGCCGCCGCUUCACUCCCCCCUCCACGGCCUUCCCCUGCGGCGGCGGCGGCGGCGGCAAGAUGGGCGAGAACAGCGGCGCGCUAAGCGCGCAGGCGGCCGCGGGCCCCGGCGGCCGCACCCGGGCCGAGGUGCGCUCGAUGGUGGACGUGCUGGCCGACCACGCGGGAGAGCUCGUGCGCACCGACAGCCCCAACUUCCUCUGCUCUGUGCUGCCCUCGCACUGGCGCUGCAACAAGACGCUGCCGGUCGCCUUCAAGGUGGUGGCACUGGGGGAUGUGCCCGAUGGAACGGUGGUGACCGUGAUGGCUGGCAAUGAUGAGAACUACUCUGCCGAGCUGCGCAAUGCUUCCGCUGUCAUGAAGAACCAAGUGGCCAGGUUCAACGACCUUCGCUUCGUGGGACGCAGUGGGCGAGGGAAGAGUUUCACGCUCACAAUCACCGUGUUCACCAACCCUACCCAAGUGGCCACCUACCACCGAGCCAUCAAGGUCACUGUGGAUGGACCCCGGGAACCCCGACGGCACCGGCAGAAGAUAGAAGACCAGACCAAGGCCUUCCCCGACCGCUUCGGAGAUCUUCGCAUGCGUGUAACACCAAGCACACCCAGCCCCCGUGGCUCUCUCAGCACCACGAGCCACUUCAGCAGCCAGGCCCAGACCCCAAUCCAAGGCUCCUCAGACCUGAACCCCUUCUCGGACCCCCGACAGUUUGACCGCUCCUUCCCUACGCUGCAGAGCCUCACAGAGAGCCGCUUCCCGGACCCCAGGAUGCACUACCCGGGAGCCAUGUCUGCCGCCUUCCCCUACAGCGCCACACCAUCGGGCACCAGCCUGGGCAGCCUGAGCGUAGCGGGCAUGCCGGCCAGCAGCCGUUUCCACCACACCUACCUCCCUCCGCCCUACCCCGGGGCCCCGCAGAGCCAGAGCGGGCCCUUCCAGGCCAACCCCGCGCCCUACCACCUCUUCUACGGCGCCUCCUCCGGCUCCUACCAGUUCUCCAUGGCAGCCCCGGGAGGUGGCGAGCGCUCGCCCACCCGCAUGCUGACCUCCUGCCCCAGCGGCGCCUCGGUGUCAGCGGGCAACCUCAUGAACCCCAGCCUGGGCCAGGCUGAUGGCGUGGAAGCCGACGGCAGCCACAGCAACUCUCCCACGGCCCUGAGCACGCCGGGCCGCAUGGACGAGGCCGUGUGGCGGCCCUACUAAGCACCCAGGGGACUCUUGGCCCAGCCGAAUCCGUCCCUCCAGCCCGAGGCUACAAGAAGAAACAGACUUUGGCUUGGUCCCAGGGGCCAGAGCUGGCAAUGGCUCCCAGAGCUCUGUCCAGCUGCAAGUUUGAACAGAGGAUGUAGGGACCUCCCACAGGACACUGCUCCAGCCCAAAUCAAUGCCCCCUCUCGCUGUGCACCCCAAGCCCACCUCCGUUGUCUCCAGCCAUGCCCAGGGUUAAUUCCGGAAUCAGAGGCUACCCCUGCCCUUGAGGGAGAGGGCCUUUGAUGGCGAGAGAAGCUCAGGCUCAGAGAUGUCUGGACUUUCUCUCAACGCCCGCCCCGCCCCCCUCAACUCUCCCUCUGCAUACAUGCGCAUCAAGCCAAAUGGAAACUCCAAUCCCUGAGAUGGUUUCACUCCCCUGUAGAGAGGGAAGAGCCACGAGACACACACACACACACACACACACACACACACACACACACACACACGAGUCCCCAACUUGUCUUCCCCAUGAUUCCAGGCAAGCAGCCCCUGACCAGCUCUAGCUUACCUGGAACCCGGCCCCAGAGCAGACUCAUCCCGGGUGGCAGGUAUCUAAAACAAGGAAGGCCGCAGCACUGUCCAGCACACUCCAACCUGAACUGUCUACUGGGUUCUCAGGGGCAGAGAGGUCCGGGCAGAAAGUCUUACCAUGGGGACCGAUAGGGUGGUUACCCUGCUCACUAGGUCCAGCCAAACUGUGCUCUGGGCCUUGUCUCCCAGGCCACAGUCCUGCUCCCUACUUACCUUGUACCUAGAGGCAAACAACCUUGAACCCGAAGAAAAGGUAAUUCCAUCAAGCAUCUAAAAACUUCUGACAGGUGGCAGUCUGUGUACGGGAAAGCCCAACCCCCCCUGCUAGUGUGAUGUCAUCAGGAUCCCGCCACCAGGGUCCUGACCUCACAUUCUUCACAGAAGGGGACAAGACCUCCAGGAAGCCCGUGUGGGGUCUCUGGUGAGGUAUGCAACGGCAGAGCAGUGUCCAAGCAGGGAUCAGAGGUUCUCUUAAAUCUGUGGGAGACUGUCAGUGGGAAAGGUUAAAAAGCUCUUACCAGAGCUGGCCCACGGCUGGUUUUAUCAAAAUGCGUGAGCCACACACUCUAUGGCCAUUGAAGUCUCCUUUACAAGGCUCCUUAAUGAUAGUCUCUGUCCUGUGCUUGGCCUUCCCCAUUGCCUGCACCUUUAACAGCCACAUACACACUCCGGCAAGACAGGGGGUCCGGACAAUCCUGAGCAGGUACCUCCGGUUACAGUGUCUCCUGUCCCACCCUUACUGGAAGAAAAAGAAAUCUAUCUUUUGGAAAUAGCUGAAGUAACCUUCCAGCUCCCUGCACGCACAGGGGCCUUCUCACCUCUUCUCAGGAAGCAGCUACAGCCCAUUGCCCUCCUACCGCUUCGCUACUGCUCCAUGGUGCAGACUGUCCCAGAUCAUCAAGAAAGAUACUUUCAGGGUCCCAGCGCCUAGCGCUGUGUAAGCCACCCCAGACAGUUACCCUCACUGAUACCCAAAAGGGAGUGAAGAUAGAAAGUCACCCCACCCCCAUCCACUCCUUUCUCAUCCCUGAUUAACAGUGAAGGCUGAGUCUGUUGGGGGUCCUACAGUGAGCCCAGGCAGCCCGGGCUGGUAAAAAGAAAGGAAAGAAAAAGAAGAAAGAAAGAAAAAAAACCCGGAAAGAAAAUGGGUUCUUAUUUGCAAGGCUACUUUAAAGUGCUACUUGAAAGCACAGGCUAGAAAGAAAGCACAAGGAACGGAGGGGUUGAUACGAUGUUACUGUAAGUGUGUGGGUGGGUACCGAUCCUUUGUGACAUUGUGUUCCCCUGAGGUAUCCUACCUGCUGUGAGCACGUCUUCCUGAAGUGGGCUCCAAGCUGAGGGAAAGGAGAGGGCCUGCUUUGCACUAUACGCUGCUUGUGUGUUUGGUUUUUUAAUGUACAACUUGCUUGUACAGGUCAACUUCCCCACUUGAGUACUAUUUAACUGUAAAAUGAAAAUUGUAUUUGUUACAAUAAUAUAACAGAUGCCUUGAAGAA
This is a messenger RNA of Mastomys coucha (southern multimammate mouse), 3468 nucleotides long. RefSeq names its product RUNX family transcription factor 3 (gene Runx3). Gene Ontology annotation, biological process: regulation of cell differentiation; neuron differentiation; hemopoiesis. NCBI's taxonomy places the organism in Eukaryota, Metazoa, Chordata, Mammalia, Rodentia, Muridae. Gene Ontology annotation, molecular function: RNA polymerase II cis-regulatory region sequence-specific DNA binding; ATP binding; DNA-binding transcription factor activity, RNA polymerase II-specific. Gene Ontology annotation, cellular component: nucleus. The record is from RefSeq and is a predicted model, not a curated record. The transcript is spliced from 6 exons. The coding region runs from base 122 to 1393 and encodes 423 amino acids.